CUGUGCAGCUGCUGAAUGAGAAGAGUGGAGAAUCGCUAUAAGAACGUCCUGCUCUCACAUGCAGUAAGUACCAUUUGAUCAUGCUGCUUUAAGACUGAUAUGUACAUUUAAUUCAUAUGCUCAGUUGUUUUGUCACUGGGAGAAGUCUAAUAUUGGCCCAAUAAUAACUGAACUUCAUGCAAUAUCAUCAGUACUUCUCCAGAAUUGUCUCCACAUAGACUUGACAGAUUAAAGCAUGGACAUUUCAUCUAUGUCCUCUCGAUCCAACAACCUGAUCAACAGCUCCACUGCCAAAACCAGCAGGAAGUUCUCCUGCGAAAGGAAAGCAAAUUCCACCAAAUACUUGAACUGUGAUGACAAGCAAGGCUGUCAUAAGGAUGUCAGGAGGACUCAUAGUCAGUUAGAGAAGAGACGCAGGGACAAGAUGAACAGCUUCAUUGAUGAGAUGGCAUCAUUAGUACCCACAUGCAAAACUAAAUCAGGCAAAGUGGACAAACUCUCAGUCUUGCGGAUGGCGGUCCAGCACAUGAAGACAUUACAAGGUUCUGCUGCCAAUUGUUGCACAGAAUUUCAUCACAAACCUGCUUUCUUAUCAGAUGAGCAGCUCAAACACCUAAUACUGAGGGCAGCUGAUGGCUUCCUGUUUGUUGUUGACUGUGAAAGAGGAAAAAUACUGUUUGUUUCUGAAUCAGUACACAAGAUCCUACACUACAGUCAGAAUGAGCUGACUGGAAAAAGCCUCUUUGAUUACCUGCACCCUAAAGACAUCAGCAAAAUCAAGGAGCAGCUGUCCUCAGCAGAUACUGCACCACAAGAGACUGAUAUCAGUGAAAAAGGUGGUCUUUCACCGAAGGCAGACAUCAGCCCAGGGUCUUUCAGAUUUUCUUCGGGGGUGAGACGUUCAUUUUUCUGCAGGAUGAAGUGCAACAGAAAUGCAGAAGAUGAAACAUUUUCCUCAACAGAUCGUAGAAGAUUCUGCACCAUCCAUAGCACAGGUUACCUAAAAAACUGGCCCUCCACUGUGGUGGAUCUGGAUGAAAAUAACGAGCCGGACAAUGAUGGAUGUAACUUAAGCUGCCUGGUGGCUGUCGGUCGGUUACAUCCUCAAGCUGUUCUGCAGCCGCUGCAGAAUCCCAUCAAGAUCAAACCCUUGGAGUUUGUUUCACGUCAUGCUAUUGAUGGAAAUUUUGUCUUCGUUGAUCAAAGGGCUACUGCUGUCCUGGCUUAUCUUCCUCAGGAGCUGCUGGGAACGUCGCUCUAUGAAUACCUUCAUGAAGAUGAUAUUACUCAUUUAGCAGAAUGUCACAGGCAAGGUGUGCAUCAAACCAACAGCUAAAUAAUUACACAUAUCUUCAACUUGUGAGGAUGUUUUAAAGACAAGGAUUGCUGUCUAUGCGCACAGAUAAGUAUAUGGCAGUCUGCUCUGCUGAUAUUGCAGUACUUUGAUGCCAUUUCUGCAGUAAAAAAUGAAAAAUAAGUUUAAAAAAAAAAAAAAACGGUGCUGUAGCUCAUUUUAACUGUGGACAGUCCAUCCAUUAACUGCCCUUGUCCCCCUCUGCUGCUGUCGGCUGUAAGUGCUGCAGAUGAGAGAGAAGAUCGAUACAAACUGCUACAAGUUAAAAAUAAAAGACGGCUCAUUCAUCACUCUGAGAAGCUGCUGGUUCAGUUUUAUGAACCCUUGGACCAAAGAGGUGGAGUGCAUUGUCUCCACCAAUACUGUAGUCAGCCCUGUGAUAGACUGGUGACCUGUCCAGGGUGUCCCCUGCCUUCGCCUCAAGUCAGCUGGGAUAGACUCCAGCCUUUGAAAAAUAUCUCCUAAACCUAAAGAGACAUUGUCUGUUUACUGACACCUGGCGAAAGGAUAGACCUUCACUGUGAUCUCAGAGGGCCAGAGGGUGUUUGAGGAGAUGGUUUCAUCGAUGGUCCCUGCAGCUGUGAAAAACCUGUUGGUGGAAAAAGGCAAGAAUCUUUGCAGGGAGAAGGAAUGAGCCAGCGCAGCGCCAGACCAUUCAACAAUAUUGCAAGUCACAGAGCAUGUUUUUGAAGCACUGGAAGUUGCAGAAGAAGUUCUUCCUAAAGACUCCGGGUCAGGUUUUUGUAGUGACUGGGGUUAUUAAUUAUGUUGUCUGCAUGUCUGCUGUUCCUCGUUUAUCAACAUAAAUCAAAUGACAGAAGAUAGCUGCUAAUAGACCACCAGCAAGGAAGGAAGGCGAAGAUAUUCCAUCAAAAUGCAAAUGUUACCCCUCACUAUGACAUUCAUAUCAAGCAGAUUGUUUCUGCCAUUUAACCCCCUCCAAGUAUCUUGCUAUACCCCAAUUGUGUAAAUAACUGAACAAGGUAAUGUUUAUAAUGUUUUGUACAUUUGGAAGUUUUAAUGGACUGCUCCAAGACAUUUGGUAAAAAGAAAAAAUAUUUUGUCAUUUUAGGAAGAGGAUAAAAUGAUAAGCAGCCCCUCAACCUAAGAAAAAUAACCCUAUUUUCAAUGUGGGUCCUGUUUAUAUUUCUGACCUUCUACAACCACAUGCAUCAGUUUGCACUUUGAGGUCCAGAGGCAGAGCUUUCUGUCUGUUCCAGGAGCUAAAAACUAAAGUAGACAGACUAUUUAAGUCAGGACCCCGAGGCUCAGAAUGAGGUCGGCUGAGUCAGUGAUCACUUUUUACUGUCUUCUUUAAGUUUGCUGCUAUUGGAGACCAUUUCCUGACUUUAAGUGAAUUUUUCUUAAUUUCUAUCAAUAACAUAUUUUUCCUUUUCUAACACAGUAUUAGUUUAUAGAUCGACGUGUUGUUUUGAUUCAGGUUAGGGUUAGAAAACUACUUAAAAUUGUACUUAUUUUAAGUGAUCAGAUGAGUUGUUUAUUGCCAUUUCAUUGUCCAUAAUUUAUAUCUCCAUUGUGGUAAAUGCAAAGCAGCAUCAUACACAAGAAACUUUUUUAAAAAAAAUAACUCAUAUUUACUUCUUAUUUUAGCUUUGUAUCAGGCAAGAAGGGUUUCCAUUGUCAAGGAAAAUGUCACGAGGACGUUUGAGUGGCUUGAUCCAGUUCUGCAUAAUUUAAUAAAGGGCAGAUAUUUCAACAUGUAGCAGAACAGCAGUUAAAACAUUAAUGCUGUAUCGCUUUAUCUUCUAAAUCUGUACAAAAAAGUUAAUAUGUCUAUUCAAAAUACAUUACUAUUUGUCUACUUAGUCUUAUAAAGUUCUUAAGCGUUGUAUUUGUUUUUUUUUUUGUUUUUUUUAAAUAAUGGACUUGUCUGCCAAGUCCCUGUAUCAUUCCCGUUUAGCUCCCAUUAAAUUAACAGAUUUUACAAUAAUGCAUUAAUUAUACACAAAGUAUUUACUUUUGUCUUUAUUUCAUGAUUUUAUAUUUUAUUUUUAAACAACAAUUUCAAGCUUUGCACAAAAAGAUUCUGACCACAACAGCCUGUGCUCUGCUGAAUAUCUUGGCUGCGGGAGAAGCAUAACAUCACAUAUCAGAUCCAGCCAAUGACUACAUAUCCCAUUACAAGAUUCAAAGACAUCUGAGAGGAGUUCAACUGGAGAUCAUGACACUAAGUGGCGAUAACUGAUUUUCUCCAUUACCAGAAAGUCGUAUUUUCUCCGUAGCGAGUCUUGUGUUCUUCCCACCAAAGCACAUUUAGUAGUUAGGCCACCCAGGAGAUCAAAAUCAAUCAAAAUUAUCAGUGAAAUAAAACCUAUGAGAAAACAGUGACAACACAAGAGUGCUCAGCCAAACCCAUCAAAUUACAAUAACAUUGUAAAUAAUAAUGUUAAUACUAUGUGUUUUACAGAUUUUUUUUUU
This is a messenger RNA of Amphiprion ocellaris (clown anemonefish), 3793 nucleotides long. It is a transcript of the gene bmal1b, whose product is annotated as basic helix-loop-helix ARNT like 1b. Gene Ontology annotation, biological process: regulation of transcription by RNA polymerase II; circadian rhythm. Gene Ontology annotation, cellular component: transcription regulator complex; aryl hydrocarbon receptor complex; cytoplasm. The transcript has 10 exons. The coding region runs from base 236 to 1336 and encodes 366 amino acids. The record is from RefSeq and is a predicted model, not a curated record. Gene Ontology annotation, molecular function: RNA polymerase II cis-regulatory region sequence-specific DNA binding; DNA-binding transcription factor activity, RNA polymerase II-specific; protein dimerization activity. NCBI's taxonomy places the organism in Eukaryota, Metazoa, Chordata, Actinopteri, Pomacentridae.